Molecule: messenger RNA, 1517 nt
Organism: Syzygium oleosum
Lineage: Eukaryota; Viridiplantae; Streptophyta; Magnoliopsida; Myrtales; Myrtaceae
Exons: 1
Coding region: 186-1367 (393 amino acids)
Source: RefSeq, a predicted model, not a curated record
AAUCGACAUGUACUAAUAUCUAUCUCCUAACCCUCCAUGAAUUCCUCAAGGUUAAAGAUGAGCUUAUCUUCGAGGUCUUGAAGCCGAAGCGCCUUCAGUGUAUGAGAUAUAAAGGCAUUGCUCCACAUUUAGUCUGUUCCACACACACAAACAAAUAAACACCCUCAAAAACACACAGGAGGGAGAUGGGCAAGCUAAAUAAAGAAGCAGAAGACCAAAAGAAAGUAUUCAAGCAUGAUUCGCAUCAUCAUCCAGUAGUACUCACCAAACUAUACAGCACCAAUGAAACACUGUGCGCCGGCUGCAGAAUUAACAUCCUCCCUGGGGAGGACUUCUUCACCUGCAUGCCGUGCCAUUUCUUUCUCCACAAAAGAUGCUCUGAAUUACCCUCCACUACACACGAUUCCCAUCCUCAUUUGCUUAUUUUAAAAUUCAAAACACCUUAUGAAGGAGAAGAAGGCUUCAGGUGUGACCUCUGUGCACAACCAGGUACCAACCAGUGGCUCUACUGCUGCCAGCAAUGCCAUUACGACGUGCACCUAAAUUGUGCCCAACCUCAAACUGGGCCAAACUUCGAAGCUUCUUGCAGAUCCCGUAGUCUUGCAAACGUCAAACCAGCACCUCUGAUUAAUGCCAUGACUUCUGAUACUCAAUCAGCGAAUCCGCCAUGUGGGAUUCGGAAGAACUUGCACAACUUUCAUCCAGGUAACACGUCGGUGGCCAAUCAGCCGGUUCUCGUCAGCCCCAAUGCAAUGACAAUGACCGCUAAUCAAGUCCCUUUAAACACCACAAGCCCACCAAUCAUUACAUCGCAGUACGCGCUAAACGCUGCUUAUGUCCAUCAGUCAGGCAAUAUCCCAAACGGACUCCGAGCAAGCGGUUACCCCUUUAGACCAACCACUGCCUCGAGCACCAUUCAACCAAUCCCAAUGAGUCUGGAUGGAACAACAGUGUUCACCACUCGGAGUCCCAUGAACAACAGCACAAACCCUCCAAUGGGUGUCCCCCAAAGCCGGCCAUGCGCGGCAUAUAGCAACAACGGCGUCGUGUAUCUGACCGGCGCUCAAGGGACCAACAACCAACCGAUAUACCUUAGGCCGAAUGGCGGCGGAGUUCCAAUGGCCGCAGUGGUUCCACAAAACCAAGGGCUUUGUUGUGGGAAUCCAGUGUACAACGGAGCGAAUCACGGCAUGAUGGGUGGUAUGAAGGCGAUGGCAAUUGGAGGACUCGUUUCUGGGGUUGGGGAAUCGUUGGGGGGAGAGAUCUUCCAAGGGGCCGCCGACUUGUGGGGCGGCGGCGGCGGCGACGGAUCGAUGGGUCCUGAUGGGACAGAGUUCAUGAAUUCCUACGUCGGUGAUUACUUCUAGUUCUGAAAUGCUCAGCUUGCAAUUCAAAGUUUCCUUUUUUCCUAGUAUCGUCAUGCGUUCUCGCGUGCAAUAUAGCAGUGUAAUUUCGAGUGAAUCCAAUACUGUUCUUCCAAACAUAAUAAAACGUUCGAGCUGGAAAUUUGGCAGCAA